UCUAGCCAUCCAUUUCGCUACUCCGAGAGACUGGCGCGCCGCGGGGUCCUCCAAGAUGGCGGCGCAGAGGAGGAGCCUGCUCCAGAGUGAGCAGCAGCCAAGCUGGACAGAUGACCUGCCACUCUGUCACUUCUCCGGCGUUGGUUCAGCUUCCAACCGUAGCUACUCUGCUGAUGGCAAGGCCACUGAGAGUCACCCUCCGGAGGACAACUGGCUCAAGUUCAGAAGUGAAAACAACUGCUUCCUGUAUGGGGUCUUCAAUGGCUAUGAUGGCAACCGAGUGACCAACUUUGUGGCGCAGAGGCUCUCGGCAGAGCUCCUGCUGGGCCAGCUCAACACCGAACACACAGAUGCUGAUGUGCGACGGGUCCUGCUGCAGGCCUUCGAUGUGGUGGAGAGGAGCUUCCUGGAGUCUAUCGAUGAUGCCUUGGCUGAGAAAGCAAGCCUCCAGUCCCAGCUGCCGGAGGGUGUGCCCCAACACCAGCUGCUACCUCAGUAUCAGAAGAUCCUUGAGAGACUCAAGGCACUGGAGAAGGAGAUCUCUGGAGGGGCCAUGGCUGUCGUGGCGGUCCUUCUCAACAACAAGCUCUACGUUGCCAAUGUCGGUACAAACAGGGCCCUCCUGUGCAGAUCCACAGUGGACGGGCUACAGGUCACACAGCUGAACGUGGACCACACCGCCGAGAACGAGGACGAGCUCUUCCGUCUCUCACAACUGGGUUUAGACGCAGGAAAGAUCAAGCAGGUGGGCGUCAUCUGUGGACAGGAGAGCACCAGGCGAAUUGGGGAUUACAAGGUCAAAUAUGGCUACACUGACAUUGACCUGCUCAGCACUGCCAAAUCCAAACCCAUCAUCGCAGAGCCCGAAAUCCACGGCGCACAGCCUCUGGAUGGUGUGACGGGCUUCCUGGUACUGAUGUCGGAGGGGCUGUACAAGGCCCUGGAGGCAGCCCAUGGGCCUGGGCAGGCCAACCAGGAGGUUGCUGCAAUGAUUGACACCGAAUUUGCCAAGCAGACCUCCCUCGAUGCAGUUGCCCAGGCUGUGGUAGACCGUGUAAAGCGUAUCCACAGUGACACCUUUGCCAGCGGGGGGCGGGCCAAGUUCUGCCCACGGCAUGAAGACAUGACCCUGCUGGUGAGGAACUUUGGCUAUCCAUUAGGUGAAAUGAGCCAGCCUACACCCACCCCGGCCCCAGGUAUGUAUGCAAUGGGCCAUGUGUCCCCUGUUUCUGUGCCCUACUCAAGUGCCCAGAGCACCAGCAAGACCAGUGUGACUCUGUCCCUCGUCAUGCCUUCUCAGGGCCAGAUGGUCAACGGCUCUCACAGUGCCUCCACCUUGGAUGAAGCCACUCCUACUCUCACUAACCAGAGCCCCACUCUGACCCUGCAGUCUACCAACACCCACACCCAGAGCAGCAGCUCCAGCUCGGGACAGGGGCCUCUUCCGCCCAGACCGCUCACUCGCCUUCCACCUGGAGAGGAUGGCAGGGUCGAGCCCUAUGUGGACUUUGCUGAGUUUUACCGACUCUGGAGCGUGGACCAUGGCGAGCAGAGCGUGAUGACGGCACUUUAG
This is a messenger RNA of Rattus rattus (black rat), 1573 nucleotides long. RefSeq names its product TGF-beta activated kinase 1 (MAP3K7) binding protein 1 (gene Tab1). Lineage: Eukaryota; Metazoa; Chordata; Mammalia; Rodentia; Muridae. Bases 56 to 1573 code for a protein of 505 amino acids. Gene Ontology annotation, molecular function: protein serine/threonine phosphatase activity. Gene Ontology annotation, cellular component: cytosol. The transcript has 11 exons. Gene Ontology annotation, biological process: protein dephosphorylation. The record is from RefSeq and is a predicted model, not a curated record.